Penicillium coprophilum is the source of this 4071-nucleotide messenger RNA. RefSeq lists its product as uncharacterized. Gene Ontology annotation, molecular function: protein binding. The transcript is spliced from 6 exons. Bases 1 to 4071 code for a protein of 1356 amino acids. The record is from RefSeq and is a predicted model, not a curated record. Gene Ontology annotation, biological process: vacuolar acidification. Lineage: Eukaryota; Fungi; Ascomycota; Eurotiomycetes; Eurotiales; Aspergillaceae. Gene Ontology annotation, cellular component: RAVE complex.
AUGCGAGCGGUACUGCCGGGGAGACCCCCAGCGAAGCUCCAGUCGUUUAGCACGGCGUUGUGGGAUGGUCUUCGUGUUGUUGCAUACAUCUCCGGCCACGCGCUGGUUAUCCUCGGCGGUCCGCAAACGCUCCUCCAAACAAUAUAUGUCGACGAUACAGAUACCCUCGAGGCCAUAGCGUUUGACGAAGCAUCUGGCAAGAUUGCUGUUUGUGGGGGUCCUGAUGUAUUUGUGUACCAGCCAUAUGGGAUCCAGGGCGAAACCCUCAAGUGGUCGCUGCUUUACACAUUCCGCGCUCCCGACGACGACGAAUCGAUCUAUACACUAUCGUGGGGUUCCUCGAACGAGCUCCUGGUGGGCAACUCCCGUCUUGCCCUUUGGUUUAUGAAUGAUGAACCGCGCCUUGUCUGGAAAAGAAAGCUUGCGACACCAGUGAAAUUCGCGCAAUUUUCUCCGGAUUCGUCCUUGAUUGUUACAGUGGGACAAUAUGACCGCUUGGUCAAAGUAUGGAGACGACUUGCCUUCGGCGCAGACGAGGUCCGGUUCGAAAACUCGUAUUUGCCUCAUCCGAAUGUUGUCACGGGGAUACACUGGCGGCUACCUCGGCACCCCGAGCAAUCUAUGGAUAAUGUCCUGUAUACAUUUUGCGCUGAUAACAAGAUUCGAGUGUGGGCAGUGACGGACGUUCAUGCGCUCUCUGCCUUGCAGUUUUGGGCAGAGAUUGACAUGGGUGAAUCGGUUCAACCCAGGCAUGCGUCGGAUGAAGACCAAGGACCGCAACGGCGGUAUGGGUUUAUUUUGGAUGGCCGUGACUUCUGUGCUGCGACCGAGCGUGCUGUUCAGAGGACCACAGGAAACAAGGAGAACCAUGCGCUAGAACAUGUCAUCGAGGUUGCGAGCAAGGCUCCAGAGAUCUGUGUUGUGAUUGAUGGCCAGGGCCACAUGUCUGCUUGGGCCUUGGAAGAUAUCGGUUCUAAGGCAAAGACUAACCUGAGCGUCUUCAAUGUCCUCCAUGUUGAAGGCUUGGACUUGGGAUUUUCAUAUGAUCAGUCACCGCAAGAAGAUUAUGCUCAAAUUCGUGCAUUCCAAAAUACAACAUCGGACGACAAGCUCAGUGUUUUAGUUCAUCAUUUCGACGGUCGGAUCGAGUGGUAUGAUUCUCAAGUGGAUGUUUUGUUUGACCCUGCACCACGCACGAAAAGAAUCACCCAAACGGCUUCUUGGUCUGGCCAUACUGCCCCUGUGAAAAAGAUUGUCCGGAAUGCGAUUGGAGAUACACUGGUGUCACGUACGAAUGAAAAUAAAGCCACUGUAUGGACACAGCAGCGUCGGGAUGGAAGAUCGAUCUUAGCACACAAGAGUAUCCUCCUCUCAGAUGAGCAUAUUCAUCGGACAUGUGUGCUGGAGAACAGUAAUCUUCUCGUCAAUCUCCAUCACAAUGGUGUUUCCCUAUGGGAUUUCAGCUCAAAUCAUGCCAAGAAACUGGCCGCUUUGGAAUUCACUCUGCCCGGCAAGCCACUAUGUGUGCUGCCAAUCCCCAGCACCCAAGCGACUCUAGGUGUUUUCUAUGUAGCAACGAUAUGGGCAGACAUGCACGGAAUUGCGUGGGAGAUACGGGGCCCGAGUCAGAAAGGUCAUAAAGGGACCUUUGUAAAUGACCAUGACUAUCAAUUACGAGAAUUUUGCACGUUUGACAUGGGUUUGAAGGAGGAUAUUGCAUAUAUCCACCCCGUGGAUCCAGCAGGUCCUAAAUCAGAAGCAUCGGGAUUCUUCGAUUCUUUUUCUGCCGACAUUGCUCUCUCUUACACUCACAGCGGAGUUGUGCGGACAUGGACAGCCACGGUUGAUCCAACGAAUAUGAAGGUCGAUUGGCUACUUCAAUCAACUGUCGAUACGGGCAUAAUCAACCCAUCUAUGGCUAGUGGGAGCUCUAUUCGCAAGGCAGCUCUGGUUGACGAGCGCCGGGCUCACCUCACAAUCUGGGACACCAACAAUGCUCAGCUGGAGUUCGAAGAACAUUUUGCUUCACAUGACAUUAUUCGGGAUUUGGAUUGGACAUCGACUCCAGACAAGCAGUCCAUCUUGGCCGUGGGAUUCCCACACAAGGUUGUUCUCCUGUCUCAGCUCCGCUAUGAUUAUCUAGACUCCCGACCCUCAUGGACACAAGUUCGGGAGAUCUGGAUCCGAGAUCUCACACCUCACCCUAUAGGAGACUCUUGCUGGCUGAAUAACGGCCAUUUGGUCAUUGGAGCUGGCAAUCAACUGUUCGUUUAUGACAAGGAAAUUGAUGUUGGAGACCGCCUAGUGUCUGAGCUUCGGAUGCCGUCUCGAGGAUUGGCGUCUGUCGAUCUCUUCGACGUUGUCAGCCGGCUGAAUGGCCCAUUGCCUGUAUUUCAUCCACAGUACUUGGCACAGUGUAUUCUGGCUGGGACGACUAGAUUGGUCCAUUUGAUUCUCUUGAACCUACAUCGCAAGCUGAAAUUCUACACCGAGGGCGAUGAACUGGAUGGAUUCUUGGAGAUGCCCGUAGAAUACCUCUACGAACAAAAUGUAAGUGCGCAUCGUAUAAUUUCUCUUCCCAAUACUAACACAAGCCAGGAUUCCCAACAAGGGUUCUCGAAAGAAAUGCGCUCUUCCUACGUUGAUUCCACCGACGAGGAAUUUUCAUCUGUCGUAGAUGAAAAUGCUGCAGCCGCGCUCAAUGAGAGUCUAGCGCGGAUCGCCUUGCCGCAAUUGUCUAGUCAUGAGCAAUUCCGCUUGGCAGAUACCAUUGAAUGCGUGGCUAUGGUUGAGAAACACCGGCGCUCAAUGGACGAUAAUGCAGCACGCUAUCUCUUAUUCUUCCGACAGCAUAUGCUACGCCGGACCCAAGGAGUCGCCAACAAAGAUACUGUCUCUUGGCGAGAGAUUGUUUGGGCUUACCAUAGCAGUAGCCAAGAUAUCCUCACAGAUCUUGUCUCUCGGCAAUUCAAUGCGAAAUUGACUUGGAAGGCCGCCCGUGAAAGCGGUAUCUUCAUGUGGCUGUCAGACUCCGUAGCUGUGAAAGCGCAACUCGAAAUCAUCGCUCGAUGUGAAUACACCAAAACGGAAGAGAAAAACCCCAUCGACUGCACACUGUAUUAUCUCGCUCUAGGAAAGAAGAACGUCCUUCAGGGUCUCUGGCGUAUUGCACAUUGGAACCGCGAACAAGCAGCAACCCAACGUUUGUUGGCGAACGAUUUCAAGGAACCGCGAUGGAGGACAUCUGCGCUCAAGAAUGCGUAUGCCUUGCUUGGAAAACGACGAUUUGAGUAUGCUGCAUCGUUCUUCCUUCUCGCUGAUCAUCUGCGUGACGCUGCAAACGUCAUCAUGAACCAGAUUGGUGAUAUCCAACUCGCGAUCGCCAUCACUCGAGCCUCAGAAGGGGACAACGGACCAGUUCUUCGGGAGAUUCUAGAAGAAAGAGUAUUGCCCGAGGCCGCUUCCGAGGGCAACCGCUGGAUGGCCUCUUGGGCUUUCUGGAUGCUUGGACGACGGGAUAUGGCAGUGCGGGCACUGAUUUCGCCGGUCGAGACCCUACUAUCACCAGCAACCCCAGUCACUCCGGGAAGCCCGGGACGAGUAAGCCUUCAAUCCAAGUCAUAUCUCUCCAAUGACCCUGCCUUGGUAGUAUUAUACCACCAACUCCGCGCAAAGACACUUCAAACCCUCAAAGGCGCCUCCAAAGUACGACCUAGAGAAGAAUGGGAAUUCGUUAUUCGCAAUGCCCGACUCUACGACCGUAUGGGCUGCGAUUUCCUCGCUCUCGAUCUGGUACGCCAUUGGGAGUUCCUCGGCGGACUGCCUACCCAGGACGCAUUGACGCCUCAUACCUCACUCGAGAUGGAUGAGAACGGAGUCGAUUACCGGAAACUGCUUCGUCGGCGGAGCAGCCUUGUAGUUGCUGAUAUUCCGGUGCACCGAGCAGAUGUCGUCGCUGAAUCUACGCCUGGGGAAAAGCCGAAGAAAGAAGAACAGAAGCCGAACCCUAAGCCACCUACGAUGUUUCAUGAGCCGGAUGCCAAUUCGUUGCUGGACAGCUUUGGGUUCUAG